This is a messenger RNA of Penicillium longicatenatum, 546 nucleotides long. RefSeq lists its product as uncharacterized. The coding region runs from base 1 to 546 and encodes 181 amino acids. The transcript has 3 exons. Gene Ontology annotation, molecular function: L-malate dehydrogenase (NAD+) activity. Lineage: Eukaryota; Fungi; Ascomycota; Eurotiomycetes; Eurotiales; Aspergillaceae. The record is from RefSeq and is a predicted model, not a curated record. Gene Ontology annotation, cellular component: cytoplasm.
AUGCGAGUGGGACCUCCAAUUUAUCAUCUCUCUUCUAUUUCAAACCACGACUCUUUCUCGCACACGUUAGGCGGUAGUGCUGACCCUAAAGAAUUUGAUGAUCUUGUCGUCAGUGGCCACAGUGAGGCCCCCAUCCUACCUUUUUCUAGCCUGGCGCAGCUCGCAGUUAGCUUCAGUGACCAGGUGCCAGCAGAAGCUAUCAAUCGUGGGGACGAGUUCGUGCAGAGCAAGAAAGGAGCUGGUAGUGCCACGACCUGCAUGGCAAAUGCUGAUUUCCGUUCUGUCAAGGCCAUUGUCGCCGGCAUGAACGGAAAGCACGUGGUAGAGGAAGCAAUUGUCUAUCCCCUCGGUGUUGUCGGAGGCAGCGAGAUAGCGAGAAAACUGGACGUUGACUACAUUGCGGUCAAAAUUGCUCUGGGAAUGACGGGUGCCACAGAGGCCCUUCCAAUUGAGAAUAUUACUGAGAAUCAGAUGAAGCUUCUCCAAGUUGCCAUCCGGGGAAUAAAGAUCAACAUUGAGACUGGGGUCUCUUUCAUGUCUCAGUAG